This is a messenger RNA of Condylura cristata (star-nosed mole), 1266 nucleotides long. It is a transcript of the gene NOL7, whose product is annotated as nucleolar protein 7, 27kDa. The transcript has 8 exons. The coding region runs from base 91 to 855 and encodes 254 amino acids. The record is from RefSeq and is a predicted model, not a curated record. NCBI's taxonomy places the organism in Eukaryota, Metazoa, Chordata, Mammalia, Eulipotyphla, Talpidae. Gene Ontology annotation, molecular function: RNA binding. Gene Ontology annotation, cellular component: nucleus.
GAGGCGGUACAGCGAGUCGCCGCUCUUCCCGGCACGCUCCGCGCGUGCCGCUUCCGAGUCAGAGGUCGCCCGGUGUGGCUUGCGUGAGCCAUGGUGCAGCUCCGGCCGCGGGCCUCCCGCGCCCCGGUGUCGGCGUCGGCGAUGGUAGACGAGGGCCAGCCCUCCUCGGAGGAGGAGGCGGAGCACGGCCUGUUGCUUGGGCAGCCCAGCAGCGGCGCGGCCGCCGAGCCGCUGGAGGAUGAGGAAGGGGAGGAGGAGUCCGACGACGAGGCUCCGGAGGAGCUGACUUUCGCCAGCGCCCAGGCCGAAGCGAAGGAAGAGGAGAAGCGAGUCCGGGAGACCCUGCGCAGGGAUAAAUCGCUCCUGAAGGAGAAGAGGAAGCGACGUGAGGAGCUGUUCAUUGAACAGAAGAAAAGGAAGCUGCUUCCAGAUACUGUUCUAGAGAAGUUAACAGCUCCACAGACCAGCAUAAAGAAAUCACCUGGAAAACUGAAAAAAGCUGAUUUGCAAAAGAAAAAUGAAUGUGUAAAGGGGAGUGACGCCAAGAAAACUAAAGUGCAGAAAGUACAGUCUGUUGGCCAGAAUAAAAGCUAUGUGGCUGUAAGGCUAAAAGAUCAAGAUCUAAGAGAUUCAAGGAAAGAGGCAGCUAAAGCCUUCAUACAAAACUGUUUAUAUGGCCCAGGAACCAACAGAACUACAGUAAAUAAGUUCCUGUCCCUUGAAAACAAGAGGUUACCAGUGAAGAAGGCUGCAGCCCAGUUUUUAAAUAAUGCUUGGGGAACCCAGAAAAAACAAAAUGCCAAGAGGUUUAAGAAACGGUGGAUGUUCAGGAAGAUGAAAGCUUCUAAGAAGUAAAUCGAAGAUAAGUGUAUAUAAAGAACUUGUUAUUCAGAGGAUUCUUUUUUACGGGGGGAACAUCUCAUAAUUUCUAUACCAUCUGAAUUGUCAUUACAAAAAUUGUAAAUAAAAGGAGUAUCUAGUCACAUUUUUUGCUUCUAGAGCAUGGCUGUGCUUUGUCUAUUUGCACAAUGGAACAGAAACAGAUUAAAAUGAAUUCUUUUCCUUUCUUUUGUAUUUAUGAAAUUAUCACAAUCCCAACAAUGUUUCUUAUACCCCUCCCCCCAUCCUCAAUGUGGGUAUGUGGCAGAAAAAGAAGUAACAUCCAUUAAGUCUUAAUUGUAUUCUCAGAUGCCUUAGUCACUCAUAUGUUUUGGUGCUAUUGAUGAGACUGUUUUGCAGAAUGUGGAAUAAAUAACUGGAACAGUA